CUAAAAAGUCUCUUCCGGGUGUUUUCCUCAGACUGGACGGUGGACUGAAAGUUUACUCCGCUUUCUUUGAAGUUUAAAGCUUUAUUUCUUUACCAACAUGAAUCGUAUCUUUGGCAGCGGGAAGCCCAAAGCCCCGCCGCCGAAUCUGACGGACUGCAUCGGAACCGUUGAUUCUCGGUCAGAGUCCAUUGACAAGAAGAUUGCCCGACUAGAUGCUGAACUUGUGAAAUACAAAGAUCAGAUGAAGAAGAUGAGAGACGGGCCUUCGAAGAACAUGGUGAAGCAAAAGGCUAUGAGAGUUCUCAAGCAGAAGAGAAUGUAUGAAAGCCAGAGAGACAAUCUCAUGCAGCAGUCAUUCAACAUGGAACAAGCCAACUACACUAUCCAGUCCCUUAAAGACACUAAAACCACGGUUGAUGCCAUGAAAGUCGGCCUCAAGGACAUGAAGAAAGCGUACAAGAACGUGAAAAUUGAUAAGAUCGAGAGCAUACAAGACCAGCUGGAGGACAUGAUGGAAGAUGCUGAUGAGAUCCAGGAGGCUAUGGGAAGAAGCUAUGGCACUCCUGAAAUCGAUGACGCCGACCUGGAAGCGGAGCUGGAUGCGUUGGGAGACGAGUUCCUAAUGGAUGACGACAGCUCCUACCUGGACGAGGCUUCGUCGGCUCCUUCUAUCCCAGAGGGACUACCGGGCGAGAAGUCCAACAGGGAUGGCGUUCUGGUGGAUGAGUUUGGCCUUCCUCAGAUUCCCGCUACAUAAAACGGCCAUCAGCACACUGGACGUGCUAGUUUUACAUGUUUCAUCGCCUUUCUUUUCUAUUUAUCCAACUGACACACCCAGCGUUUAAAACCUAAGCAUCUUCUCUCGUAGGAAUGAUUAAAACUGAGUAUUAGGGGUCUUUAAUGAUUGAGUGAGCUCAUGUCGCGUAUAUCUCAGGUGACUUUGGGAAUUGUGGUUAUUCUUAACUUUGUACAUUUUCUGCAGCGCUCAGUUGUCAAGAACAAAUAAAUUAUAUUUUUCAAACAGUA
Labrus mixtus (cuckoo wrasse) is the source of this 1026-nucleotide messenger RNA. RefSeq names its product charged multivesicular body protein 5b (gene chmp5b). The coding region runs from base 98 to 757 and encodes 219 amino acids. The transcript is spliced from 8 exons. Gene Ontology annotation, cellular component: multivesicular body. Gene Ontology annotation, biological process: late endosome to vacuole transport via multivesicular body sorting pathway; vesicle budding from membrane. Lineage: Eukaryota; Metazoa; Chordata; Actinopteri; Labriformes; Labridae. The record is from RefSeq and is a predicted model, not a curated record.